UUUAAUUUGUUGAUUGGUGAUGUUAGGGCGUAAAUUAUGUGUACUAUAUUUAGCACUGAAAAUCAACAGUCUGUUGCGAUAAAAGGAAGUGUAAUAAUGUCAGUUACGCAGUGUGAUAAAAGCAAGAACACUUCGCCAGUAUGGCAAAUUCAGUUGAUAUAAGCAGAGCAAUGUCACCAGCAUUGACCAAUACACUGCGACAUAAUGCUAGCUAUCCAGGAUUUACACCUAAUGACUUUGUCCAUCACAGACGAGCAGGAUCGUCGGUUGACAUAGCUUUUGAUCUGCAAAGAGCAUCGCAGCCACCGUACCUGCAUUUAUUUCCUAGAAUGGGACCAUCACCCACCUUUUCUGUUAACUCUAGCAUGAGUUCAUUACAAAGUAAUGCCAUUGGACAGAGUACGCAUUCGUCCCUUACUCCUAGGCAACAUAGCGGUAAAGUGGAGAACAAUCCAGAUCAUGUACAGGUACCCUUAGAUGAUCUUGAGACAGACUCUGGGUUAACGUUGGACCCUGUAAAAAACUAUCCAUCUGAACAUGUGAAUGAUCUUGUGACCGACAGUGAAGACAGACCAGAUGACCUUUCAUUUGAUGAAAUUUCACUCCUAUCCAACAAUACAUCUCUCUCCAGUACUGGCAUAUUUCCAAGCAGUCACGAUCGUAGUAGCUUUCGUUUUGACGACAAAAAUGUCAGCAAAGAUAAUAAGAAGCAAUCGUCUCCGUUGAAAUCGUCUGCAUCAAAUGAGAUGCAAACAAAUGGGGAUGAUUUAGAGGUAGAUGGACAUGCAGGAACAGAGGUGAAGAUGUGUGUAGAAGCACUUGACAUGUGGCCACAGGAAAAUGGGUGUGCCUAUAAAACCAAAGCCGUGGACAUGGGCAGAAGACAGGCAAUAGUAAAACCGACUGUGAACAAGAUUGCCAGAAUAUCCAAGGAUGUUAUAUCAACAGAAUACAAACAUGACAGUUUGCAUAGAGGACGAUGUUUAAUUAUCAGUAAUUCAGAGUUUCGAGCUAAAAGAGAUCGCUCCAAAAGGACGGGAUCUUUGAGAGAUGCAAAAACUCUGAGAAAACAAUUUCAAACUUUGGGGUUUCAUCCAAUAACGUGCUCAGACGGAUCGAAAGAAAUGAUUCAUGAGAACGUGUCGCGAGAAGAAUUACUUCAAAUAUUGUCUGAAGCCACCAAUCCGUUGUUGAAUGACCACUCAGACUUUGACUGCUUUGUAUGUGUGAUCUUGUCGUACGGAGUAGCAGGCGCUGUAGUUUGCCCAGGAGAGACGGAGGAUGUAUUCGUUGAGAUAAACUCCAUUCUCGAACAUUUUACACCUCAGCAAUGUCCAUCUCUUGCCAUGAAGCCCAAACUUUUCUUCAUUCAGGGCUGUACACCAUAUGUCAUUACUGAAACACAAGCAAUGGCUUCCAGUAACUCCUCAGAGACAAUGUAUCCUACGGUGGCAAGUUCUCUCCCUUCAAUGGCAGAUUUUCUCGUACAGUUUUCGGGAGUAGAUGGCUGCCUCGGCUGGGCAAGGAAUAGACAUCGGGGGUUAUCCUUUUAUGUGCAGGCCCUGUGUAAAUGUCUGAAAGAAUUCUGUAUCUUGAAACUGGCCAAAGGUCAGAAAUCACAGGAAAUGACUUCUCUUAUUCUCAGUAUCAAUAGAGCAUUUGUGCGUAUCUUAGAAGAUGAUGACCUUAUAAUUGAUGAGGUGUUCUGUGUGCCAACAACAGUUUCUACCUUAACAAAGCGCAUGAAUUUCUAUCCAAAAAUACCUGAAAAUGACCUUGAUGUGGAUACAGGUUAAUCUUCGAAAGUGUAUCUGUAGCUCAUCAGCCUAUACAUUCUGACUGAUUGAAAACAUUGGAUUUGGCCAGAAUCACAACACCAAACUCUAAAAUUGAUUUACUUUCAGAUCAAAUUUUGCAAUGUUUAAUUCAUAAUUAGGUUAGGAGCAUGUAGACAUGUAUUAAACCCUUUCACCACUGUAGACCAUAAUAGACUCAUCCAGAUCAGUUAUGCAUAGUAGAGUCUACUAAAGUUACAUAUAGGGUUGAAAGGGUUAAUUAGUCCGAAUGUAUGUGCCAGUUAAUUAUGAGCUGCAUAUAUUAAGGGUCAUCAAAAACAAUUGGCCAUAUUUAUUGAUGGAUGUUCAAGGAAUAAUCUUAUGUGAUGAUAUAUAUAUGAUCUUUUAUGAAAAUUUGAUAUCCGGAAACUUGAGAGUGAGGAAAAGUGUCAAAUAUGAAAGUAUGCUGUUUGCAGAUUCAUAGACAUUGAUGAAUAUAUGUAGCAGAACUGGACUGGGAAAGUAUGCCGUUUGCACUUCCAUAAAUAUGAUUCAUAGACAUUGACGAAUAUAUGAAGCAGAACUGGACUGGGUCAGUCACUGUGACCAGGUAGCUGAAUUGGUGGAGUGUCUGUUAGGACGGUCCAGGGUUUAAAUCUGGUCUGGCCUUGCAUUUCUCUCCUGUUACAUUGGCACCAUGGGUUGUAAAGAGCGAUGGCAAAGACUUAGAAAAAGAGAAAGGAAUGUAGCAGAACUAAACUGGGUUGAUCACCGGCUACCAUCUGGUAACUCGAUUGGUAGAGCGACCAUCUAGAGUUUGGAGGGUCCCAGUCUGGUCAUGCAUUUCUCUUUCCUCUCCUGUUGCGUACAAAAACAGACUGAUAUUUGUAUAUUAUAAUAAACUUGGGUUGUGCAAUUUUACUGCCACAU
Messenger RNA from Mizuhopecten yessoensis (Yesso scallop), 2705 nucleotides. Its product is annotated as cell death protein 3-like. Gene Ontology annotation, biological process: proteolysis. The transcript is spliced from 6 exons. Bases 141 to 1796 code for a protein of 551 amino acids. NCBI's taxonomy places the organism in Eukaryota, Metazoa, Mollusca, Bivalvia, Pectinida, Pectinidae. Gene Ontology annotation, molecular function: cysteine-type endopeptidase activity. The record is from RefSeq and is a predicted model, not a curated record.